Messenger RNA from Plasmopara halstedii, 1059 nucleotides. Its product is annotated as camk protein kinase. Gene Ontology annotation, molecular function: ATP binding; protein kinase activity. Gene Ontology annotation, biological process: protein phosphorylation. NCBI's taxonomy places the organism in Eukaryota, Oomycota, Peronosporomycetes, Peronosporales, Peronosporaceae. The coding region runs from base 1 to 1059 and encodes 352 amino acids. The transcript has a single exon. The record is from RefSeq and is a predicted model, not a curated record.
AUGUCAAUGAGGUGGCGACAGAUGCAGACGGAUGAGCAGCAGACUCAACAUGAUUGGAAGGGCCCGUACUCGAUUAUUAAAGAACUUGGGUCAGGAUUGCAUGGCCGCGUACUUCUGGCUUUUGACGAGCGAUUGCAGCGCGACGUCGCUAUAAAGCUCCCUGCUGUUUUCAUAAUUGACGCGUUGACAACUAGCUGUGUGAAUGUCACCGAUCUGGAGAGUCAAGUAGCUUCUAUUCAGCACGAAUGCAAUGCGAUGCGACGUGUGCUGCACCCCAACGUAUUGCCGAUGUACCAGUUAGCAUCCGGCAAGAAAGGAAACUAUGAGUAUAUUGCAAUGAUCACAGAGUAUACACCAAAUGGAGACCUCUUUGACCUAUUGGAGAAUGCUGGAGCGCUUCCCGAACCAUUGGUUAAAGUAUACGCAUGUCAACUGUUGCGAGCAUUGGAAGCGUGUCAUGCCAAUGGUGUAGUGCACCGAGAUAUCAAGCCGGAAAAUUUACUUCUCGAUGCUAAUUUUCAACUCAAACUUGCAGAUUUUGGCGUCGCAGCAAUGACACAAUUAGGAACAGAUGCAACCGGACUUUACUCCCGAGAUGUGAGCGGCACGGCGCUGUAUAUGGCACCGGAGGUCAGGACGAGACAAUUAUACCGUGGAACUUCUGUGGAUGUGUGGUCAGCAGGUGUUGUCCUAUUUAUCUUGAUGACUGGCCUGCCGCCGUUCAAUGAAGCACAAAAGGGAGACGCGUGGUACGACAGUCUCCUAAAAGGAGACUUAGAACACUUUUGGGGCUCACAGCCUGAUGAAGUUCGGCAAACCAUGACACCGGGUGCGCAAGACCUCAUUUCGUUGAUGCUUGUUGCUCCUGACAAUCGCAUCACGGUUUCAGAGGCCUUGCAGCAUUCAUGGCUUCGUGGUGCAGAUUAUGUGGAUUCACAUUUAAUUCGUGAUGCAGUUUUAACUCAUCUUGAUGCGGCACUUGCUGUCAAGAAGAUGGGAUUGAAACUUUUUGGGGUCGAUGAGGACACCGAUUUAUUUAUCAAUUGCAAAAAAAUGUAG